AUGCCCCGCCCAGUCGAGAACGCUUCCACCGACUACACCCCUGCCGAUGACACUCCCAAGACCAUUAGCGACAUCUUCAAACUCGCCGCAGAACCCAAGACGGAGCUUGGGCGAUACCGUCUUCUCUCUCCCUCUGCAGCCAUCAGGGUCUCACCCCUCUGUCUUGGUGCUAUGAGUCUCGGUAACCAGUGGACUGGUUUUAUGGGCGCCGGACCCGACUUUGAAGAAUCAUGCAAGCUUCUCGACACUUUCUACGAAGCUGGUGGGAAUUUCAUUGAUACCGCCAACAACUACCAAGACGAGCAGUCCGAGAUGAUCAUCGGCGAGUGGAUGGAGAAGAGGCAGAUCAGAGAUGAGAUCGUCCUCGCUACCAAAUACACCACCUACGGUCUUGACAGGAAAGAAGGCAAAUUCCAAGGUAUCGGUGCCAACUACUGUGGCAACCACAAGAAGAACCUUCGCUUAACCGUCGAUGCCUCGCUCAAGAAGCUCAGGACCGACUAUAUCGACCUCCUCUAUGUCCACUGGUGGGACUACAGUACCUCCAUCCCAGAGCUGAUGCAGUCCCUCAACGACAUUGUCAAGAGCGGCAAGGUCCUCUAUCUCGGUAUCUCCGACACCCCCGCCUGGAUCGUCUCCCAGGCGAACGAGUACGCCCGUCAGCAUGGCCUCGCCCAGUUCGUCGUCUAUCAAGGUCUUUGGAACGUCAGCGUUCGCGAUGUGGAGCGGGAUGUGCUUCCCAUGUGUCGCGCCAACGGUAUGGGCUUCGCUCCAUGGGGCGUGCUCGGGCAGGGAAAAUUCAAGUCUCCUGAAGAAUUGAAGAAGCAGGCGAAUUGGCGAGGAGGCGCGCCUCCCUCUGAGAAGGAUAUCAAGCUCACCAAGGCUUUGCAAGAAGUCGCCGACCAAGUUGGAGGUGGUGCAAAGGCUGCUACUGUGGCCCUGGCGUGGAGUAGGCAAAUGUUUACUGAUUGUUAUCCCAUCGUUGGUGGAACGAGCCUCGAAAACCUCAAGUCCAACAUCAAUGCGCUCAAGAUUGAGCUCACCCCCGAACAAGUCACCAAGCUCUCGCAAGCUUCGGACUUUGACUACGGCUUCCCUUACACCCGUUUCGGGUUGGACCCUCACUAUCUCCCCGAGGGCAAGCCCGACUCGUUCCUUCUCAACUCGGCUGCGCAUGUCAAGUUUGUAGAGUUCCCUUAG
This is a messenger RNA of Cryptococcus amylolentus CBS 6039, 1200 nucleotides long. RefSeq lists its product as hypothetical. Bases 1 to 1200 code for a protein of 399 amino acids. NCBI's taxonomy places the organism in Eukaryota, Fungi, Basidiomycota, Tremellomycetes, Tremellales, Cryptococcaceae. The record is from RefSeq and is a predicted model, not a curated record. The transcript is spliced from 11 exons.